AUGAUGAUGCCGGCACACUGCCCUAAGGAUGCAGGAUUUGCUUUUGUCACAGAAUGCGGAAACCACUACAUCGAUCUUGGAACGUUUAACGACAAUGUAGAUCGUGAACCGUUUGUAAUUACGGUGCACAAAAGUAAGGUGGACGAACCUCUUGUAUACACCGUUGCUGCAUUGAGUCAGAUAUCCACUGGUUACCAGUGGAUGUGCGUGGGAAUUUUCAACGAUGACGAACACAGGGAGGUUAAAGGACGGCAUCAAAAAUACUUCGACGAUAUCCUGACCAAAGAGUUCAUGGAGCAUUCCAUGAUGUACAGACAGUGCGUCCAUGGAAUACAGAUGGAUCCUUUCGUAGAGCAGAAUGUCAAGAGAACUCCUGUUGAUGCCGCCAUGUCAGAAGGCGACAAGGGUGUUUCUACGUCCAAAACAUCUGUAGGACAGCCAGAAAAUUCGAAGGCAAUUCUAACCAUAACACCAACAAUCACGGAGGGCAAAUAUCAUAUAGUGUUCGCUUACGGAUCGCCGUUCCGUGGCCCCAAGAUGGUUUGCUUCAAGGAGGUGAUCGUGAAGGUGGUCCCGUAA
Molecule: messenger RNA, 579 nt
Organism: Babesia bigemina
Lineage: Eukaryota; Apicomplexa; Aconoidasida; Piroplasmida; Babesiidae
Exons: 2
Coding region: 1-579 (192 amino acids)
Source: RefSeq, a predicted model, not a curated record